ACUAGCCCCACCCGUCUCCCCGGCCCCGCCCCGCCGCUCGCCCUGUCGGGUCCCUCCACGGUCCCUUUGAUUCUCCGCGUCUUCCUCGCAGGCCAGCCUAACCUCAGCCUGCAUUGCGCCCUCCCGGCCUAGGGUGUCGCUGUACCGGCCUCCGAGCUCCACACAGACAAGUCCAGCGCUCGGGCGGGGGCAGGAGACAGAGCGGAGCGGCGGGGGGCGGUGUCGCCUCUGUCUAGGGACGGCGGCGGAGUCGGUGGUCCCUGCGCGAUGGCCACCUCGGUGUUGUGCUGCCUGCGGUGCUGCAGAGACGGCGGGACUGGCCACAUCCCUCUGAAGGAGAUGCCGGCCGUGCAGCUGGAUACGCAGCACAUGGGAACAGAUGUUGUUAUUGUAAAGAAUGGAAGAAGAAUAUGUGGAACAGGAGGUUGUUUAGCCAGCGCACCUUUACACCAAAACAAAAGCUAUUUUGAAUUCAAAGUCCAGUCCACAGGAAUCUGGGGUAUUGGUGUUGCAACUCAGAAGGUUAACUUGAAUCAGAUUCCUCUUGGCCGAGAUGUGCACAGUCUGGUGAUGAGAAAUGAUGGAGCCCUUUACCACAACAAUGAAGAGAAAAAUAGGCUGCCAGCAAACAGUCUUCCACAGGAAGGAGAUGUGGUGGGUAUUACAUAUGACCAUGUCGAGUUAAAUGUAUACUUGAAUGGAAAAAACAUGCAUUGUCCAGCCUCAGGUAUACGAGGGACAGUGUAUCCAGUUGUUUACGUUGAUGACAGUGCAAUUUUGGAUUGCCAGUUCAGUGAAUUUUAUCAUACGCCUCCACCUGGUUUUGAAAAAAUAUUAUUUGAACAGCAGAUCUUCUGAAUGUAUUUGUUUUUGAAACUUGUAUUUCUGCACUGUUAAAAAAUGUUUAUCAUUUAAUAAAACUUUACCUGGCCUAUAGAUGAAAAUAUAUUCUUAAACAUAUGCUUGUUGAUGCUGUCUAAGGAACCAGUGUAUUCAGUUCCUGAAUACCACCCUGAAGUUGUGAUUUGAAAUACUUUAUGUUUUGUGAAAUGAAAAGAAGCAUUUGGGCAGUUUAUUUAAUUCUUAUUUAAAUAAAUAGAACUAUGGGUUUAAUUAACAGUAUAACAUGGCUAUAUAUACAUAUAUAUAUAUUUAAAGGGGACUCUUUCUUACAUAAUAUAUUUGUUUUGAUAGAGAUACAGAGUUGGGUGGGUGUUUUUGUCACUCUGAAGUGUAGACCUCAUUCAGUAUUUUAGGUCUGCAGUUGGAUAAUCUUGCCACUUAGUGUCCUUUUUUAUAUACAAUAUAACAAAGUGAGAGAAAUUUAUGUUAUUGGCAAUUUCAUUUUUGGCAAUCUAUUUACUGUAUCAUGUACCACUUUCCUUAAAACUUAAAUUGCUUAUUUGUUGUGUGAUGUCGUUGCUUUUGAUUUGCUUUGUGAAAGGAGAUAAACGUUUCAGUAAUUGUCAGAGCAUUUUGUUGCCUCAGGCUGUAUUACCUCAAUUUCAGAGUAAGUAGUGGUUGAUCAGUAAUGUAGUAUACACUGGCAGACAUCUAGAAUAGUAUGAUGCUUUAUAUUUAAAUGACAUUAUUCUUUUAAGGACUUUUAUUUGUAUGUUUUCUGUAAGAAAUAAUAAAAUAAUUGUAAUUAAGGGAUAUGCCAUACUAUAUUAAACACAUUCUUCCUA
Molecule: messenger RNA, 1688 nt
Organism: Rhinopithecus roxellana (golden snub-nosed monkey)
Lineage: Eukaryota; Metazoa; Chordata; Mammalia; Primates; Cercopithecidae
Gene: SPRYD7
Product: SPRY domain containing 7
Exons: 5
Coding region: 268-858 (196 amino acids)
Molecular function (GO): protein binding
Source: RefSeq, a predicted model, not a curated record